AUGUCCCCCCAACCAGGCGAUCAGGCCGCGCCGCCAUCCCUGCCAAUCUCGCCGUCCCUGAUUGUAGGAAUAGUGAUCCUCAGCUCCUUUGCCGUCACCAUCGCCAUUGCCAGCAUCUUCGGAUAUUGUCGUCACAGCCGGGCUGCUUCGGAUGACGCUGAAAGCGCUGAGGGUGGAAAUAUAUUCAACCCGAAUCGACCACGUCCCGCAGGACAGAAUGCGCGCAUGAAAGAGGUCAGAUGGGUCAACAACAUGUACGCCUGGGAACGAGCCAGGAACGCGAAAAAAGAGGUUGGCGAAGUCAGACCAACGACCUUGCUCCUUGGCCGGCCCGGUCAAGAGCGCAACUGGGAUGAGUGGAGUAGCAUCGGCACUGGCGAAAGCAGCUCUGGGAGUGGAAGACAUGGUGUGGGUAAGGAAGCUGAUGACUGCACAGGCGCCGCACACUUCUACAAUACCGACGAUCCAUAUGCGCCCUCCAGUCAACAUCGACUAAGUCGUCUGGCUCCGCCUUCAGCAAGAGGGUCGUACCAGUCCAACCGGACAGGCCUGCCGCAGUACCCGUCGCUCUUGCUUCCGCAGCUGGUGCAGCGUGAUUUAAUUCGAAGCCCGUUGAGGCAUGAGUACCAGCCCAGCGAUGUCGAGCUGGAGAAAAAGAGACGUCGCAUUGAGUCGGAAAUGCACAACUCGAAGAUUACAAUCAACGCUGGCAUCGAAGAUAUCUCGCGCGAUGCGUACUAUGAUCCGAAUUUCGAGCGGAUCGCUUUGCACAGUGGAGAUCAGUCUAGGCAGAGCCGCAUGGCAGCAUCGAACUUGAGAGAUCAUCACGAAGCCUUCAUGCCCGACGAGCCGUAUCCACAUCUACCUGUACGUCCACUCACUCCGGGCUCGGUGAUCAUUUACAGUGAGAAUGAGGGAACGGCGCAUGAGCGUGAUCUCGACUAUAUGGAGAUGUCGAAGGAUCAGGAGGUUGCGCACAGCUCGAAGAUGUCUCAAGAGAGUGUGAAGGGGAUGAUCCAAGAGUGGGAGAAGGUUAAUGGGAGCUUUGGUCGGACUUGUUGA
Exophiala xenobiotica is the source of this 1062-nucleotide messenger RNA. RefSeq lists its product as uncharacterized. The record is from RefSeq and is a predicted model, not a curated record. Lineage: Eukaryota; Fungi; Ascomycota; Eurotiomycetes; Chaetothyriales; Herpotrichiellaceae. Bases 1 to 1062 code for a protein of 353 amino acids. The transcript is spliced from 2 exons.